Molecule: messenger RNA, 2265 nt
Organism: Macrobrachium nipponense
Lineage: Eukaryota; Metazoa; Arthropoda; Malacostraca; Decapoda; Palaemonidae
Exons: 1
Coding region: 1-2265 (754 amino acids)
Biological process (GO): proteolysis
Molecular function (GO): zinc ion binding; aspartic-type endopeptidase activity; nucleic acid binding
Source: RefSeq, a predicted model, not a curated record
AUGAAGUCUACAGCAGCAAGGGAGAUGAGACAGGUUUUGGAUGGACUGACUGAUUUUGCUCGGCGAAUGAGAGAACUUGGUCAAGAAAGGGAAUUGGAUUCAUUCAUGACAAUUGAAAUUGCCAGCAGAAAAGAUCGAUUCUGGAAUUUAUUACGAAUAUAUGCGGCAAUCAAAAUGUCUAAUCAGACAUUAGCAGAGUUGAUUACAUAUCUACGGAGAGAAACAGAAGCUAGAGAGCGUCGAGAACAUCCCCAUUCCCUGAGUGAUAAUACUAACAAGUCAGCUGUAAACUAUUUUAGAGACAAAAGCUCAGAAUGUGAUGAAUCCUUGGCUACAUUGGUUGAUGAUGGGAGGGCUUGCCCCUUUUGCAUAGAUAAAACUCAUUUGAUCAUUAAAUGUCCUAUCUUUAUAUCAAAAACCAAGGAAGAAAGACGAAGGAUGAUUGUGAGCAGUAAGAGAUGUUUCUUUUGUCUUAGAGCCAACCACAACGCAAUCAAUUGUACACGCCCGGAUAAGAAACGCUGUGUAGAUUGCCAACUUUAUCAUCAUCGAUUUGUAGCCUGCCCACCAUACGGAAAUAAAGUACAGCCAAGGACUUUUUCUGGGUUGGAAAGUUUACGGGCGGGAGGUACUUCUACUUUGAACGCGAAUCUAACUCUGUCGGGAAGUGCUUCUGAGUGUAACAUUGGUCGUGCACGGGAGGUUGCUUCAGAUGCAGAUGCAACAUUCAACACAGUAGGGACCCUGAACUCAAGCCAGGAAGGAAAAAUUCAUCGACGCUACUCCCCUACAACGUAUGUAGAACUGCAAGAUGUUGAGAAAAAAUGGCAUCGCGUGGUUGCAUUUAUUGAUACAGGUGCUGAUACAACAUUGCUUAAGUUAUCCACAGCCAAGCAUUUUGGCUUGCAAGGUGAACCAUUCAAGUUUCGAUAUGGAGUAGCUGGAGGAGGCAUUGCUGAGGAAAGCAGUGCCAAGUUUUCUAUCCAAAUUAGACCGGUGAAUGGAAUUAAGUCAUACAAUGUAAUUGCAAUUGGAAUUGAGAAACCAGCCCAUAACAGUCCUGCAGUUGGAGGGGAUAUUUUUGACGAGUAUCCUCAUCUGAACGCUGCCAAGGGAACGUUACCCACAGAUGAAGCAGAAAUUGAUAUCAUCAUUGGUUAUGACUAUUAUUUCCUUACAAUGCCAGUUGAGAGCGUAAAAGACUCUGUGUCUCCUGAAUCGUCUCCAGUUGCCGUCAGAAGUAUCUUGGGGUGGACCAUUUUUGGAGGGAAUAUUCCAAAACCCAAACCACAUGCUGCAUCCAGGGUCCAGUUUUUGAAUCAUUUGGAGGAUUUGCAGAAAUUAUAUACAUCUGAUGUUGUUGGUGUCAAACCAACAACAUUGUGUGUUUGCUCAGAUAAGGAAAUAGCAGAGUCUCAGUUCAUAAAACAUUGUCGAAAUAAGCUUUGCAUUAAUGCGGAUGGUCGCAUGACUGUGGAAAUGCCUUGGAAGCCUGGUUUCCCUGAAGCAUUGGAGUGUAACAAGCCUCAAGCAGAAAUAAGACUUAUGAGCCAAGAAAAAAGAUUAAUUAAGAAUGGAACCUUUGAUGAAUAUAGCGAAGAAAUCCAGAAAUUAAUUGACAGUUGCUUUGUCAGAGAAUUAUAUCCAGAGGAAUCCAGAGAUGAGGGAUGGUAUUUACAACAUCAUGCUGUAUAUCAGCUACACAAAUCAACAAAGGUUCGCAUCGUAUGGAAUUCUGCUGCCAAGUUCAAUGGCUUGUGUUUGAAUGAUGGAUUUUACAAAGGGCCAGAUUUCUUGAACUCUCUUCUGUAUUGCCUUCUUUACUGGAGAAUGAAAAGCAUAGGAAUUGCAGGCGAUGUUCAAAAAAUGUUUAAUCAAAUACUUAUGGCUGAAAAGGAUCAGAGAUAUCACCGGUUUGUAUGGCGUUUUGAUUUAUCUUCUCCAAUUCGUCACUGGCAGUGGCUGCGCCUUCCUUUUGGGGGUAAACCAGCACCAGACAUAGCUAUGAUGGCUGUACGCACUUUGGCAGAUACAUUCAAGGAGGAGGAACCUAUUGGAGCACAGUUAAUUAACUGUCGCAUGUACAUGGAUGAUGUGAUUGAAUCAUUUGAUAAGAGUGAAUUAGCUAUUGCGGCCAUGGAUCAGGUGGAUCGGAUAUUAGGAAAGGGCUCCUUCAGAAUAAAAGAAUGGCAUUCUAAUGACCCCUCUGUUGACCGAUGCCCAGAAGACAAGCAAACACGAGUUUUUGGGUCAUGUAUGGGAUAA